Messenger RNA from Aspergillus thermomutatus, 1680 nucleotides. RefSeq lists its product as uncharacterized. The transcript has 5 exons. Lineage: Eukaryota; Fungi; Ascomycota; Eurotiomycetes; Eurotiales; Aspergillaceae. The coding region runs from base 1 to 1680 and encodes 559 amino acids. The record is from RefSeq and is a predicted model, not a curated record.
AUGGCAGACAAUUGGAAGCACGCUGGUCUCCGCAAGCGAGAGGCAAUCCAAGCCUUGAUACCACCAGAAUGGCUCCUUCCGUCUCCCCCAGCACCACUGGAGGCAGUUGACCUGACAGAUGGAGUUAUCCAACGAUAUCUCUCACCGAGAGAAGUGACAAUCACUGAGACGGGCGCUCUCGCGUUGCUUCAGAAGCUCUCCACCGGCGAAUGGAGUUCCAGAGAGGUGACCCGAGCGUUCUGUCAUCGCGCCGCAUUAGCCCACCAAAUGAUAUCCUGUCUGCAUGAGAUCUUCUUUGAAGCGGCACUCCAAGAUGCGGAACAAUGCGAUAGGUAUCUCGCCCGACACGGUAGACCAAUUGGUCCUCUCCAUGGCCUCCCAGUCAGUCUGAAAGACGUUGUGCACGUCAAAGACGUCGCAACCAGCAUGGGCUUUUUGGGCUGGCUGGAUCAUACAUAUGCCAGUGACGACGAAAGUGAAAUCGUCAAGAUAUUGCGGUCUCUCGGAGCAGUAUUGUAUGUCAAAUCAGCCGUCCCUACCGGCUCCUUCACCGGCGAGACAUUCAACAGUAUCAUAGGGUAUGUUCCCAACCCCAGGAAUCGGUUUCUCACCGUCGGCGGCAGCUCAGGCGGCGAAGGGGGUCUUCUAGCGCUGAAAGGAAGCCCGCUUGGCAUCGGGACGGAUAUUGGGGGCUCGGUGCGCGUACCGGCAGUAUGGAAUGGGCUGUACGGUUUGCGGCCGUCGACUGGACGGAUCCCUCUCAGAGGGGUUGCAUCAGUCGUGGACGGGCAGUUUAUGAUUCCGUUCGUUGUCGGGUUCAUGGCGCCCUCGCCUGAAGUAUUGACUUUUGCCACCAGGAGCGUGCUUGAUGCUCAGCCCUGGGUGCGGGAUCCUGCGGUUGUUCCUAUGCCGUGGCGGGCGGAUCUUCACAGCGAGGCCCUACAGAGGGCGAAGGGACUGUCUGAGCCGAUGUGCUUCGGGGUGAUGAUGAGUGAUGGCCAUGUCAAUCCGCAGCCGCCUGUGUGUCGCGCCAUGGAGACUGUAAUUGGGAUCAUAAAGGCUCUUGGACAUACGAGAAAAACGGUCUCCACCGAUGGUGGCAAAGCAUUCCAUGACGCUCUUGGUUCUUCUGGUGAACCUUCGAAUCGGGUGGACCUCGAUCUUUGUGGACCUCCCCGUACCUCUAGUACAGUCUUUGGGCUAAAGGCAGGUCGACAAGCCAAUGCAACAGAGAUAAAUGGAAUCAAUCUCGAAGUCCAAAAGUAUCGAACGGCCUACCUUGAAUACUGGCAUAGCACUGCAGUGAUCACUGGAACAGGACGGGCGGUUGAUGCACUAAUCAUGCCGGUCUCACCGGGAUCCGCCCCAGAGCCAGGGAAAGUGCGAUACUUUGGUUAUACGACUGUUGUCAAUGUUCUUGACUACACCUCCUGUGCGGUUCCCGUUGGCACUGUCGAUAAAGCGGUAGAUCAGUACCCGGAUGAGCUGUAUGAACCGCUAAAUGAUCUCGAUCGCCUCGUCCAUGACGACUACAACGCCGAGGCGUAUCAUGGUGCACCAGUUGGGGCUCAGAUCGUCGGACAGAGACUGGAAGAGGAGAAGGUGCUGGCGCUGGCUGAGGCAAUAGGGGAUGAGUUGCACAAAAGGACAGGUUGCUUGCAUCUUGGUUCUAAACUAUAA